AACGAAGCGAUGCUGCGAAAUUAAACCUCUGGGUUGUGCCAAAAUCUUUCGAGUUUGUGCGCGAAGUGGUGGGAAGAAAGAUCUGCCGAUUGUUGUAACUACUUCCUAAGGUGACCUCUUUCACUCUUUUUCCUGGGUUUCAAUUUUCACUGACAAUACUUGUUCUCGAUCGCUGUUGGAAUCAGCUAUCCGUUUGAAGUAUGUUCUUCAAGCUGCUCCUUAUACUUCGAUGUGUUUCUAUGUUUAAUUUCGAACAUUAAUACCUCGAAUUUGAUUUAUCAAUUUGGUUUUUAUGUAUGGGAUUCGAGCUUCGUGGAUUAUUUCUCCAGGACCCGUAUCGAUGAUUUUUGGUUUCUAUGAUUUCUUACCUUUUGAGUAAUCAUCAAGCUGAUGAGUGUUUGAUGUGAUAAUAUUUUGCUGUUCUUUCUGUAAUCUAGUAGUAAAGCUGAAAGCGGAUUUGAGGAUUUCUCUUCAAACGAGUAGUAGGUGUCUAAUCUCUUUGGGGAAAAUGAUGUGUACCCCUAUUAUAUUGUUUUAUCAGAAGUUAUUAUACUGUCUAUAAGCACAUCUGCUUGUUUCCUCUUUCUAUUUCUUAUGUUUGAUUACAAUGGAAUUUAAGAUUUACAUUAUGAGUAGAUAGGUUUUGAAAAUGAAUGGAACUUAAGGCUAGUAUUGCAGGUAAAUUAGGUUGAAGAUGAGAAUUUGUCACUGUGCUUUCCAUCCUUGCCCAUUUAGAUUUAAAAUAGAUGGCUUUGUUUCUCGCCAGUAAACUAAUUAUGGUUUCUUGAAUUGUUGAUUGUGGUGUUACUUAUUAUUUUUCAAAUAUAAUUCAUCGUACACGAACUCUAUAGAAACAAAUCAUUUUGCCUUUCCAUGGAAUAGGCGAGAAUACAAGCCGGGUAUGCACUCUCCCUCCAUAUUCUUUACCGAGUUUUCUGAUUAAAUGCUGCAGAUUGAUGAUUCUAAGUCACCAAUCAAUGAGUCUGAUCAUUAUAUGCUUUCCGGUUGACAUCUUGUUGAUUUCAUGGUGUAUAUGAUCCUAUGAGGGAAUUUUACUAAAUUUCUAGAGAAUUUAGGGUUUUUAAUUAUUUUCUAGGAAGUUCUUGAUUUUAUGGUUGGAUUUAAUGAUACAAAAACUAUUGUGAUUUUCAAUUUCAGUUUCGAUAUGAAACCUUGAACUUUUGAGAAUGGCUUUACUGACUAUGUUAAACAUCCUUUCAGUUACUGCAAAUCAAAAGGAUGUUGGUGUUGAGUUACUAAGAAAACUGCAGGAAUUAUGAAUUUAGAAGUAAUAAGCUUAAUCUUGAAGCUUAAAACUUUUCAGAGAAUUAGGGAGUAUAUAUAUUCUACGGGUGUUAGACAAAACCUCUGUACCGCUUAAUUGAAUCAACAAGUUCAAUCUAGUUUUUUAGUGUCGGUUCGGUUUGCUAUUUCUGAUACCAAACUAGACGAGCCAUUUUCCUUGUUCAGCUUCAACCUCACUAGUCUACAAAUUACCUCCUUCAACCUGUCGCUUCAACUUCUCGCUGUUUCAUGAGUUUUUACUUAUCAUUCAGCUUCAGCUAUUUGGUUUUCUGCCUUUUAAAACUUCAAUCUGUUUUGCUGUCCACUUAUAUUGAAGUUUUUGAAACCUAAUCCCCAAAUAAUGAUAAAAGGAGAGGUGCUUCUUGUAAUUGCUUAUCUUCACCACUUCACCAUUGUCACUGACAGGUAGGUUCUGUUGUAUCUAGACCAUUAUCCAAAGCAAGUCUUCUGUUAGACUCUUGAUUUGUUACCUUGAAUUGAGUUAUGCAACCUCAUGUUCAGUUCAAUUAUAUUAAACAGUGUUGGCUGUUCUGUUUUAUCACAUUAUUCACAUCUAACUAAUUAAUUGAAGAUUCCUUGAUGGCUCAAAGUUCAAACACGGGAACUGACAUUGACAUGGUUUUGAGUCUCAUUGCUUGUGUUGCUUAAAUUCAUUGCAAAUGCUGGUAGCUAUUUUGUGUGUUUCGGGCAUCAAGGAGGUCAACUGUCAGUUAGGGCAUCCCUUUUUUGACUCCUUUAAAGAAGCUGCACCUGAACUUUCCUCUAUUCCGUUAUUUUGAGUCAUGCCAGUUAAGAAAGCGUAGCUCCACUUAUCACCUAGAGUUAAAUCAUGUCGGUGCUUUAUUUCAGUUAGUUCAGCAUGACGUUUGAGUACCUUCUCCCAUUGGGAUGGUUUUGGGUUUUAAGUACUUCAUUACAUGUAUGUAUUGUUACUAUUGUGCUGCUUUAGUUUCCUUGCUAGAAUCAAUGAGGGGAAUCUUUCCUAUUUUUAUGUGUAUAUUGAAAAUCAGUUUGAUUUAUAUAUUUAAACGUUUAUGUAGUGAUUACGCAAAGCAGUAUUUUAACAAAUGCUUUUCGCACUUUUCCACAUAAGAAUGAGGUGAUACAUGAAUCCUCAUGUGCCUACACACCACAAUGGAAUGGCAUAGUUGAAUGCAAACAUCUCCAUUUGUUGGAUGUGGCCUGCACAAUGAUGAUUCAACGUCAUGUCUCUCAUUUUUAUGGGGGGAUCAUGCAAUUUUGAUAGUCAAUUACCUUAUAAAUCUUAUGCCCUCUAUUGGGUAAUCCUUUUCCCCCUCGAUUCCAUCCGUACCUAUGUUUCUUAUGCCUUAAAUCUCUGGAUAUAUCUGUUGUGUCUGGUCUUUGUUGUGGUGGAACUAAACUUAUUACUUGAUAUUAUUAAUGUAUGUUUAAUAGUUAUUCUCAUGUCCAAAAAGGAUAUAGGUGUUAGUGUUAUCAUCCCACUUUCUGUAGGUAGUUUACUACAAAUAAUGUCAUCUCUUGUGUGCCAAACUUUUCCAAUGGCAGUCCCUCUUGUCAGGUCUCUUCUGAAAACAGACCUAAUUUUUGAAUUUUUUUUACUCUAUGCUCUUUGGAGCAGUGACAGCCUGACAGGAACCUGUGACACAUCCUGCCUUACCUCUGAUCACUUAGUUUUUUUUUGCCAACAAUGCAAAAUUCACAACCCAGGUUUCCGUUAGUGCUUCUAGUAUCUGCUCGAGUAGUCUGACAAGAGGUUUUUACAGUAUUCUUAUUCACAUAGGUUUUUACCCAACAAUACAAAAUGCAGACAAGUUUAUGAGACUCCUAGAUCUGUCAUCUUUGGUGCUUCUAGUAUUGUCUCAAAUAGUCUCUCAGAGUUUGGUUUAGCCAUCUUUCUCAUGUUCUUGAAGAAUUUGGUUGUCCAGGAGUGAGAAGGACCACUGUGUUCUAUAAUUCUUGACAGGGAAAAUGUAUUUUCUUGGUGGUUUAAGUGGAUGUCUUCUUGAUGGGGAUGACCGUGAGGGACUAAGAGCUCAAGAAGUUCACUGGGGAUCAGUUCAUCAAGUGCUACACAAAACCAUGGCUGAUGUUGAUCUGAAUAUGGCUUUCAAUUUGACGCCUUCUCUUCUAGAACAGCUUGGCAAGGCAUUGGUUGAGCUAGAAGCUCAUAAAGAUGGUGCAGCAGAUACGGUUUCAUUCGCAGAAAUAAGUGAGCACUUUCGUGACCUUGAGGCUAAGAUGAUGAAGAAAUACUCUGAACUGGAAGAUAGGGAGAAAGCUUUCAAACAAGAGGAAUUAGAUGGUCACUCGUUACUUGCAGAAAAAGAGGCAGCCGUUGCUGCAAAAGAGCAAGAUAUGUUUGACCGUAUCCAAGUUCUUAAAGAUGCUGCCGUGGCUGUCAUUGCAGAGACACGGGCCAAUCAUCCUUCACCAUCUUUUUACACCGAUGAUAUUGCGGACGACACAGAGAACAAGGUAAGCUGCUCUCUUGAUGAAACAAAUGCAUCCCUCACUGGCCCAAAAGGGGAAUCCUCUGGAAAAACAGGUGGGAACAAUGGAGGGGCUGGUGAGUCUGUUACGUUCCUUCAAGAGCUGACUCAAUUUUGUGAGCAGAUGGAUUCGAAAGGGCUUCUGAGUUUUGUUAUGGAGAAUCGAAAAAAUAGUACUGUUUUAUGUGAGGAACUUAGUCAUGCACUUAAAAGUUCCACAGAACCCGGUCGUUUAAUUCUGGAUUCACUGGACGGGUUCUACCCUCCUCCUGAUGGCCAAGAAGAUAAUAAGGAGGAUACUGCUGCCGCCCUUCAAGGGUUGCGGCAAUCCUCUAUUAAUCUUAUGGAAGCCUUGAACGCCAUGUUGGCAAGGGCUGGUUUGGGUGCUGAUCACCUACUGAACCAUGAAAUUAAGCAGCAAGCUAAAGCCAUCGCUGAUCAAUGGAGGCCUAAGUUGGCUCAUGAUGCCACCAUUGAUGCUGCCAAUGGAAAAUCAUUGGAAGCUGAGGCAUUUUUGCAGCUCCUUGCGACUUUUAGGAUUGCUUCAGAGUUUAAUGAAGACGAACUCUGCAAGCUUGCUUUUGCAGUUUGUGAGCGAAGGCAAGCACCUGAGCUCUGCCGUUCUCUUGGUUUAGCACACAAAAUGCCAGGUGUUAUUGAAGAAUUGAUUAGCAAUGGGAAACUAAUCAGUGCGGUUCAUUUUGUGCAUGCCUUUGAUCUUGCGGGCAGAUUCCCGACUGUACCUCUUUUGAAGACUUAUUUAAAGGAUCUGAGGAGGAAUUCACAAGGGAAACGUGGUCACCAUUCGGAAAGUGCUCAGAACGAUGGAAACGCAAGAGAACUUGCUGGACUAAGAAAUGUGGUGUACUGCGUUCAAAAGUACGAUCUCGAGGCCGACUACCCACUUGAAGCCCUUCACAGAAGGCUUGGUCAGCUAGAAAGAGCAAAUGUUGAUAAAAAAAGAUUUCGCGAUUCACCUACUAAACCAUCCCACGGUAAGAAACCACGUGCGAAUGGAGGCGGAGGUGGAGGCGGAAUCCAAGUUUAUGGUUACCGCAGCCCUGCCGCUGCUCCCUUGGCGGUUAGUGGGCGGCAGCCUCCUGCUCAGGUCUACAUGGAUAGACCACACUAUUCUGCCCCACCAUCUUCCGAAAGGUAUCCUCCUCAUGCCGCCAUGAACGAUCCCUAUAACUACCAACCACCUCCUCCUCCUGCCCAGCCAACAUACAGUCAGCAGGUUUACGAACAAGGUGCGUAUUACUAUCAGCAAGAUGACAGAUCUGCCGCCGCCGCCGCUGCUGCUGCCGCCGCCGCCGCUGCAGCACCACCGCCUGCUUACGGUGGCUAUGCCGGUAACAAUGUACAACCUUCCUAUCAACCAUACAUGUAAGCCAUGAAAAGAAUGAUGGUUUUGGGUUUUUAGGACAUCUUUGUCUUAGAUUUUAAUGGUAGCUACAUUAUACUACUAUCCCAUAACUAUGAACCUUAUAGAUUGUUUAACCCUAGUUUUCUUUUCUUUUUCUUUUAUUUUUUCUGCUCAAUGGCUUGAAGUACAUUAUUUAUGAUUUUGAUGUUUUGGGUACUUAGUGUUUCAGUUUCUUGUAUUUGAACCUUCUUAAAAGAGUGAAUUACCUUUUUCGUCUAUGUGGUUUCGAAAUUGUCGUUUUUGUUCACGUGGUUUGAAAUUAAUUGCUGUUUUCAUCCUGGAGGAUAAUAAGUUCGGUUUAGCGUUAAGUAUGAGGGAUGAAAACAACAAUGGAUUAUGAAUUAUAAACCAGAGGGACAAAAACAUCAAUGAAUUGUAGACCAUAGCGAUAAAAACAAUGAAUUGUAAACUGCAAGGAUACGAAUGGUAAUUAGGCACGAAAAUAACAAUUUUCAUCUAACCACAUUGACGAAAAAAUGUAGUUUACUUUGUAUGGAAAUAAUCUCUUUACUUUUAGGGUGGACCGGCAGAUAUAAGGUUUGUGUAUAAUUGUACGUCCUAUUAUGCACUAUUCAAAUAUGUAAUUCACCAUUCUACACUUUAUAACAAAAGAACAAUGUGUGCAAGUCAUGAUAAAAUGCCGGUUUUGACUGGUGGAACGAUGAAAUUCUCUGGCGGUUGCUUCUGCUUCUUGCUUCUCUGAUC
Cynara cardunculus var. scolymus (artichoke) is the source of this 5907-nucleotide messenger RNA. Its product is annotated as FRIGIDA-like protein 3. Lineage: Eukaryota; Viridiplantae; Streptophyta; Magnoliopsida; Asterales; Asteraceae. The transcript is spliced from 4 exons. Bases 3256 to 5166 code for a protein of 636 amino acids. The record is from RefSeq and is a predicted model, not a curated record.